UGUCGUCUGAUGCGGAAGUAAACGCACAUUCAGAAGUAGUUUUAUCAAGUUUUAGCGAGUAAGAAGAAUCUCAAUUUUACUUCAACGAUGUCUUCUGUCCAAAGUAUGAGGAGUUUUGUCUGUGACCGACUAACUGCGGCUGCUCAGGAAAUACUGGGAGCCUUUGAAAGGAGAGCGCAAGACUACGAGGCAGAAAUCACUCGACAACGCAGACUGCUGGAUGCCGUUUUUUCACCUGAGAUAAAGUUACACCGAACAGGACUCCCACUGACACCUGUUUUUAAGGAGGAGGUGGAGGUCCCACCAGAUCCUCCGCCAAUUAAAGAGGAAUGCGAGGAAAUGUGCAUCAGUCAGAAACAACAGCAGCUUGCACAGCAGCAGGAGACUGAAGCCUCUCAGUUGACUUCAACUUGUGAGGGAAGUGUCCCUGGUGACCAGUCUCAGGCUUUGGACCCUGACCAAACUGUGAGUGCAGCGGAUAACGAUCCUCAAUUCAGCGAUGCACACAAUGAUAUAUUACCUGAAUUUGAUGAGGACAGUUCUGCAGUAUCACCAUCAAGCACUGACAGCCAACACCUCAGUCACAACUCUCUUGUUAGAGCUGAGAGCCCAGAUCAUAUUACUAAUGCAACACCAACUAGGCUUAUUGAAUCUACACCAAACGAGAAAAGCAAUGACGAGGACACAUCAGCUACAAGUACUGAGCAAACAUCCAAUAAGAAUAACAACAAUAGGAGCACAACAUCAGCUACAAGGACAGAGCCACAAGGGAACAAUGAGAAACCAACAUCAAAAGGAAAUAGUGAGCCGACGCCAAAUAAGAAAAAUAGCAAUGGGAAUAAAACAUCAAAUACAAGGGCUGAAACAACACCACAUAAGAAAUGUAACGAUAAAACUCCAACAUUGACUAGAGGCACAGAGCUAACACCAAAUGAGAAAUGUAAUGAUGGCGACCCAACAACAGAGGGAAAUAGUGAGAUAACACCAAAUACAAAAUCUAGUGAUGGUAAUAAAACAUCAACAAAAAGUACUGAGCUAACACUGAAUAAGAAAAAUAAUGGUGCAAACACAACGUCAACUGAAAGUAAAGAACCAACACCAAAAAAGAAAUCUAGUGAUAAGACCCAAACAUCACCUAGAGGCACAGAGCUAACACCAAAAAAGAGAUGUGAUGAUGAUGAACCAAUAUUGACAGGAAACAGGGAGUCAACACCAUAUAAGGACAGCAAAGAUGGGAGGCCAAAGUCACCUGGAAAUGUUGAGUCAACACAAAGUAAGAAAUAUACCAGUGAGAGAACGACAUCGGCUAAAAGUACUAAUCCAACAACAAGUAGUAAACCCAAUGAUGGGAAAACAACAUCAACUUCAAGUACUAAACCAGCAACAAAUAAGAAAGACAGUAGUGGGAAAACAACUUCUACUGGGAGUAUUAAGCCAGAACAAAAUGAAAAUUCUAAGAGUAAGAAGACGACAUCAGCUAAAAGUACUGAACUAAAUAAGAAGCUCAGCGAUGGGAAAUUAACAUCAGCUACAAGUACAAAGCCAGCACCAAAUAAGAAACCUAAUGAUGGAAACACGUCUACAAAAAGCAAGGACUUAACAUCAGGAAAGAGACAAAACAAUGGGAGCACAACAUCAGCAACAAGUAUUGAACCAUCACCAAACAUGCAAUCUGACAGUGAGGAGACAACAUCAACUAAAAGCGCUGAAUCUACACCAAAAAAGAAACCCAACAAUGAGAGAGUAACGUCAACUUCAAGUACGAAACCAACACUAAAUAAGAAACGUAAGGAGGGGAGCACAAAUUUAAAAGGAAGUACUGACCCAAGUAAGAAACGCAAGGACGAUAAGACAACAUCAAAAACAAGUUCAGAGCAAACACAGGGCGAGAAAAGUAAAGAUGAGAGCACAACAGCAAAUGUAAGUACUAACCCACCAUCAAAGAAGAAACAUGGGAACCCAUCAGGCGGUAGCGUCGAGGAUAGUGAUAACCCUUACAAGUGUGACCAGUGCGGUAAAGUGAUGACUAAUUUCAAAAACUACAAAUUUCAUAUGAAAUCCCACACUGUUGAGAAGACUUUCAAAUGCGACACCUGUGGAAAAAUGUUCAGGGAGAGUUGGGAUUUGAACAAACACGUAAUAAUUCACUCUGUUGAGAAGCCUUUCAAAUGCAAGGUCUGCGGAAACGGAUUCAACCGGCGCUACAACCUCGACUUGCACCUUCGGGUUCACACUGGAGAAAAGCCGUUCAAAUGCGACACCUGUAAUAAAAGUUUCAGCUCGCUCGUGAAUAUGAGGAAGCACACGAGAAUCCAUACGGGUGAGAAGCCGUACUCUUGUAGUGAGUGCGGGAAGGAGUUUGCAGAUUCAUCGUCCUACAAAAAUCAUCUCCGUGUGCACUCUGGGGAAAAGCCCUUCAAGUGUUCCCAGUGCAAGAGGAAAUUUGCCACCAGGACGACUUUGACAAGGCAUCUCAUUACACACACAGGUGAAAAGCCAUACAAGUGUGAAGUGUGUGAAAAAGUCUUUGGCCACAGGACAGAACUGAAAGCACACAUGAGGUUACAUACUGGGGAGAAGCCUUACGAAUGCAGCACUUGUGGAGAACGGUUCUCCACCUGGACAAAGCGCAGCAAGCACAAGAGAGUACACGCAAGUGAUGCAGAAAGCUCCUCUAGUUAAAAAUCUGAAGCCGUGCAUGCUUUCACUGACCCUUUGAAACCAAAGCAAAUUGGCUUGAUUUCUUUCAAAAACAUAGGAAAAGGGCAACAAGCAACUUAACAA
Messenger RNA from Plectropomus leopardus (leopard coralgrouper), 2784 nucleotides. RefSeq lists its product as uncharacterized. The record is from RefSeq and is a predicted model, not a curated record. Lineage: Eukaryota; Metazoa; Chordata; Actinopteri; Perciformes; Serranidae. Gene Ontology annotation, biological process: regulation of DNA-templated transcription. Gene Ontology annotation, molecular function: DNA-binding transcription factor activity, RNA polymerase II-specific; RNA polymerase II cis-regulatory region sequence-specific DNA binding.